UCGACUCGACUCCUUCGCGUCGUCGAUGACAGCAUGAAUCAGCUUGCGCGCCAUAGCUCCUAGCGGAAUCUGCAUCUCAACAGGCAUCUUCUGGGUUAGCUCAGACCCUGAAGAUCAUCAACCUUCUGGACAAUACCAUCGCCUCAGGAAUGAACAACUCCAAAGCAGGCUGCUGAGUCAGGUGCCAUCGGCGCUGGACAGCGCUUUUUUCACGACAGUCGGUCAAUGUCCGAGCAAAGGGUUCACGAUGAUGCGGCGGAACCACCGAGUACUUGCCCUAUUUAGCUGUCUCCACAACCCCGCAUCAUGUAUAAAACCCCGCCAACAACCAACAAAGUACGCGACUGCGAGUGCAGCAUCUCUCCAAGCCACUUGAACAGACACGGAUAAUCUCCCUCACAUCAUCCAACAUGGCCUCAAGACCCACUCACACCCGGACUGCCUCGACAAACCUGGCCAGCGGCUCAGGCCAGCGCAUCUUGGAGGGAAGGACUGCCAUUGUGACGGGAGCAUCUAGGGGAAUCGGUGUCGAAAUUGCCCGCAACCUCGCCAGCAAAGGCUGCAACGUGGUCAUCAAUUACACGUCCGACUCGUCGACCCAAGCCGCCGAAGACCUCGCCUCCGAACUCUCAGCCGAAUAUGGCAUCAAAGCCAUCAGCGUACAAGCAAGCAUGGGCUCUGAGAACGGACCCAAGCACCUUGUUGAGGUCACCAAGAACAACUUCCAACACCCCAAGACGGGCAAGUUCCAGUUGGACAUUAUCAUCAACAACGCGGGAGUCGCAGGCAACAACUACGUCGAGAACGUCGACUGCGAAGACUUUGCCAGACAGUUCAACAUCAACGUACGGGGUCCACUGCUCCUCCUGCAAGCCGCCGUCCCCUAUCUACCCCACGACCGCUCCGGCCGCAUUGUUAACCUCUCCUCCGUCAGCUCGUCGCUGGGAUACAAAGGUCAAUCCAUCUACGGCGGAACAAAAGCAGCGCUCGAGAGCAUGACAAGGACAUGGGCUCGCGAAUUAGCAGAGCGCUGCACUGUCAACGCCAUCAACCCAGGCCCCGUUGCAACCGACAUGUACUGGAGCAACGACGACGCUUUCAUUGCUCAGAAUAAGCCUUUCAUAGAAAACACACCCCUUGCUGCACCACGGAAGGGCAUCGACCCGGAAAAGAUCUACGAAGCGAGCCAAAACGCUGGUGGACGGCCAGGCUACAGUGAGGAGAUUGGUGGGAUUGUUGGUAUGCUUUGCUUGCCUGAAGCGGGUUGGACUACCGGUAGUGUCAUCUGCGCAAAUGGUGGCAUGAAAUUCAGCUUCUAAAUGUUUGAUACCACAGAACGAAUGAAACGAUCAAGGAAGGGCAACAGGCAUCACUCUGCUCAUCUUCAGAACAUUCAACUUGAUAUAUGUGACUUUUGAUUCUUUGUAUUGUUCAGCCUCGCCGAAUAGCUACAGCAUCUAUAUAUUGUUCGUAAUUC
Molecule: messenger RNA, 1477 nt
Organism: Alternaria alternata
Lineage: Eukaryota; Fungi; Ascomycota; Dothideomycetes; Pleosporales; Pleosporaceae
Product: NAD(P)-binding protein
Exons: 2
Coding region: 411-1319 (302 amino acids)
Molecular function (GO): oxidoreductase activity, acting on the CH-OH group of donors, NAD or NADP as acceptor
Source: RefSeq, a predicted model, not a curated record